ACAAGUCUCUUAUCCAGGCUAAUUCUGCCAAGUUCAGAACACCAAGUGACCAAGAACGUUCUUUCACUUUUGCCUGCUAAGUCUAACCAGUGUCGAAGAAAACUCUACAACAUUAUACCUAACAUCUCCCAAGGAACAUAAUGGACAAGACGACUAAAGCUGCUGAAGACGCCUGGCGCCGGUGGUCCGGGAAAUACACGCUCCACCCUGAGACUCUGGCCAGCACCCAGCGCAUCAUGGACCUGGGUCUACAGCCCUUCCACAUGACCACCUUACAGAAAGCGAGGGACAACAUCCCGAUUUUGUGCCGUGAUGGCGAAGACGUGGUCCCGUUUGACGGAACCGUGAGAAAAUUAACGGUACCAAGUUCAGAGGUCAAGGCCGGGAUUCCGAUAAUAGUCUACAAGCCAAGCGACUGUCCGGAAGAUCCGGUUAUUUUUAUCUAUAACCACGGUGGCGGGUUGGUCACGGUAAGCCCGCCUAGCUAUGAUUGCUGUAUGAAGUCUCUUGCAAAUAAAACAAAGGCUGUCAUGGUAAUGGCGGACUAUCGGCUGUUGCCUUGUCCAGAAAAUCCCUUGGCGCCGUUUGACGACUGCUUGACUGUAACGAAAUGGGUCUUGGAAAACAAGGAAGUCGUAGGCGGGUCUAAAAAUAGCAAGGUCGGUGUGGGCGGGGACAGUGCAGGCGGGCAGAUCACGUGCAGUGUGUUAAAUGACGUGCAGGGCGUGGCCUUCCAGGUGCUGGUGUACCCGGUCACUGACCUCACCUGCAACCUGCCCUCGUUUGACGAGUUCCGCGACAUCCCGGCAUUCAACACUCUCUCGAUGGACGCCAUGUUUGAAGUUUUCGUGCCUCACAUCCCUGGGGCAGCCACCAACCCGAGGGUCAACCCGUCAGCCAGGAAAAACCUCCAGUCGUCUCCCCCUACGUUGGUCCUCACCGCCGACCUUGACCCCUUGAAAGACUGGGCCGCGGCCUUUGCCAAGAAACUGCGAGAUGCCGGGGUCAAGGUCAAAGAGGUUAAUAUAGAGGGCGUCCCUCACGCGUUUUUCAGCAUUGUAGCAGACUACCCGACGACUUCUGCCAAAGCACACGAUGAAGUGGCUGAAUUCAUUCACUCUUUAGAAUAAUUCGAUAACAAGACAUUUUCUUAACAAAUUGAAAUAUUGUUAAAAUACUU
Molecule: messenger RNA, 1180 nt
Organism: Physella acuta
Lineage: Eukaryota; Metazoa; Mollusca; Gastropoda; Physidae
Product: carboxylesterase NlhH
Molecular function (GO): hydrolase activity
Source: RefSeq, a predicted model, not a curated record